Molecule: messenger RNA, 489 nt
Organism: Postia placenta MAD-698-R-SB12
Lineage: Eukaryota; Fungi; Basidiomycota; Agaricomycetes; Polyporales; Adustoporiaceae
Exons: 5
Coding region: 1-489 (162 amino acids)
Source: RefSeq, a predicted model, not a curated record
AUGAACACCAACGCACUACGCAAACUCACCCGCCCUCAAAUUCAAAAGCUCGCCACGCGUGAGGGCAUCAAAGCAAUUGGCAAGAAGGAAUACAUGAUAGAACAACUGCUGAAGAAGCUCCCAAAAGGCGUACCUCCGCUUGAGGCCAAAGAACCGGCAGUUCGCAGAUCUGCCCGUAUCAACCAGAAGAGGAAAAGAAUAGAGGAGGUAGACGAUGCAGAAGAGACCGACGCUGGUAGAAGGGUUCGAGCGAAACUGUCCGACCAACGCGGCUCGCGUAGACCACCCGUCGCGAGUCGAACACCAAAAGGAAAGAAACGGGCGGCACCUACCAGAGACGAGGAAGUGGAGAUCCCGCCACCACAAACAGAAGAGGCCGCCAUGCCGGAGCGUCGUCCACAAACGAACGACGCUCCUUUGCGGGCGAUCUUGCCGGACGACACGUCUCCACCGAGACCGAGGAGGACGAGGAAAGAGCUCUUUCUUUGA